Helicoverpa armigera (cotton bollworm) is the source of this 2003-nucleotide messenger RNA. Its product is annotated as alpha-tocopherol transfer protein-like. Lineage: Eukaryota; Metazoa; Arthropoda; Insecta; Lepidoptera; Noctuidae. The transcript has 8 exons. The record is from RefSeq and is a predicted model, not a curated record. Gene Ontology annotation, molecular function: phosphatidylinositol bisphosphate binding. Bases 152 to 1090 code for a protein of 312 amino acids. Gene Ontology annotation, cellular component: membrane.
UUCUCAACAUGACUGCAGAAAGAGGUUGCUCUCAGUAGACGCCGAGCCUUGGACCUCGGCUGACGCGACAUACCUUUGCCUAAAAAACAUAAUUGCGAAACUGUGAUCUGUGGUGUGUGGCUGUGAGGAACAAACAUUUCCAGAUAAAACCAUGAAGCUAAAACAAGAGCUACUGAUCCAGCCUUCUGGCGAGGUUUGGAAGAACAUCAGGAUCGAGCUGAAGGAGGACGUGGCGACCAGGGACAGGGAUGUGGCCCUCAUCAGGGAGUGGCUCAAGAAGCAGCCGCAUCUGCCUGAUGAUUGGGAAGUGCCACCCAUAAUGACCUUCCUCCGUGGCAGCAGUUUCUCCCUGGAGAAGUGCAAGAGGAAGCUAGACAUGUACUUCACCAUGAGAGCCGCCUGUCCAGAGUUCUUCACCAAGCGGGAUGCUACAAGACCUGACCUUGAUGAUAUCAUGACCAACAAAAUUCAAGGCCCACCACUGCCAGGAGUUACACCAAAUGGCAGACGAGUGACCAUAUGCAGAGGAGUCCACCCAGACCUGAACUCCCAACAGAUCACAGACACUUUAAAGCUGGCUCUCAUGAUCGGAGAUGUGCGUCUAACAGAAGAAAGAGAAGGAGUGGCGGGAGAUAUAUACAUACUAGAUGCGGCGAUAUUGGGGCCGAGUAUGCUGGCUAAACUGUCUGCCGCUACUAUUAAGAAGUUCAUGAUCUGUGUUCAGGAAGCAUAUCCUAUAAAGCUAAAAGAAGUCCACAUCAUCAACACAUCGCCGCUGGUCGAGCGAUUUGUUAACUUCGUCAAACCUUUCCUCAAGGAGAAGAUCAGGAAACGGAUCUACAUCCACAAGGACGUGAAGGGUCUGUACAAGUACAUACCUCAGGAGAUGUUGCCCACCGAGUACGGCGGACAGUGUGGCGACAUGGCUACACUACAAGAACAAUGGAAGCUAAAACUCCAAGAGUACCGCGACUGGUUCAAGCGACAGGACAGCAUCAUCGCCAACGAGUCUCUCCGGCCCGGCAGACCCACCAACUAUGACGAGUUGUUCGGAAUCGACGGCUCGUUCAGACAACUGUCCAUCGAUUAGUUGGUAAUCGAUUAAUGCGGUAGAUUGAUAAUAUAGUGAAGUUUAAUUAUUUUGAUCAAUUUUAAUGUAAUAUUUGUGUGUGCUGUUAAAAGUGCUCUAUAAAAAAUAUACAUUACUGAGUUCCACAAAUUUUCCAGUUUGAGUGGCUAUGUUUCUGCAGUAUUUGCUUAAAAUGUGAUCCACUAGUGUGGAAGCACUAUGAGCUUUCACACUAGCGGAUUUUUCGCGUUGCAACAUACGCACGCAAUCAAAGAGUUAUCGGGAACCGGCGCGGCUUGAAAGACUUUCUGCCACAAGGAAUGUGUCGUGCGUAGAAAAAACGAGCGAAUAAUCCGCCAGUGUGAAACAGCUGUAAAGAAAUAACAUUAUAUUGUCAAUCUACCGUAAUAAAUAUAAUUUUGUUGUAUACUCUUAUGACAUUAGAUUAAGUACAGGGUGAAGAAAUAUUUCGUCGGUGUUGUCCUGUGGUAGCUAGGUAAUUUUGUCUCUAUUCACAUAAAUAUGUUUAGUGUUAGUGGUAGAUAAUUCUUAUUAUAGUAUUUGAUCUGUGAUUCACUGGUUUUUACAUAUAUUUUUUUAUAAUUUGUAAAACACAUGAACAGAAAAAUUCGUAAUAAUUUUAACAAUUGAAAAGAGAAAAUUAAUUUUAUCAAAACGGAACCGAUUUUAUACUUGGACCCUAUAACUAUUUUCUAAGUAGGAUAUUUAGACCCUAUUUUAGAAUUUAGGUAAGUCGUAGCUUUUAGUAAAGACAUAAAACUGUCAAAAAGCUAUUAAGUAUCCAAAAUGACACUGUUGAAUAAAAAAUAUAUUUUUUGUAUUAAUUGAAAUUGUUUUUAAAUUUAUAUAAUUCUGAAAGAAGCUAGCAUAAAAUGCAAUAACUGUGGUAUGUAAAAUAUAAUGUCUCGAAUUU